UAGAGGUAAUCUCUGGCUGCUCGCGGAGGUGAGUGGUAUUAGCGGUGAUUCGUGUUUGUUGGCGGGCUAGCCGAUAGGGUAAUCUCCUUGCGCUUCGGGAUGGCCAGAUUGCUCAUGGCCCUCUCGAGAUCGAAUUUAGCAGCGAUGCAUGGGGCUCGGCUGCACGGGCAGACAUCCGACCAAUGCCGAGGCAAUGUUGCAAGUCACUGGAGGCUCAUGAGGCGCAGACUAAGAAAUGAGCGGGUCAGAAAAGGGAUUGCCAAGGUGGACCCGCAGAAUGCCUAUCAGAAGAGGGCUUGGGCAAGGAAGGUCCGCGGUAGAUUCCAGGCUUUGAUGCCUAAUAUGGGUCUAGAAGAUGCUGUGAAAGUCUUGAUCGUAAAGAAAAAGUGCACAGUCCCUUGCAGCCAGGGACCGAGGUGAGGGUAUGCUCAUGACUGAAGCUGCUGGGUGGUCGCAUGUGCCCUUCACGCAG
This is a messenger RNA of Ceraceosorus guamensis, 472 nucleotides long. RefSeq lists its product as hypothetical. The coding region runs from base 100 to 420 and encodes 106 amino acids. The record is from RefSeq and is a predicted model, not a curated record. The transcript has a single exon. Lineage: Eukaryota; Fungi; Basidiomycota; Exobasidiomycetes; Ceraceosorales; Ceraceosoraceae.